Scaptodrosophila lebanonensis is the source of this 660-nucleotide messenger RNA. It is a transcript of the gene His4r, whose product is annotated as histone H4. Gene Ontology annotation, cellular component: nucleosome. Gene Ontology annotation, biological process: nucleosome assembly. The record is from RefSeq and is a predicted model, not a curated record. The transcript is spliced from 3 exons. Gene Ontology annotation, molecular function: DNA binding; protein heterodimerization activity; structural constituent of chromatin. The coding region runs from base 56 to 367 and encodes 103 amino acids. Lineage: Eukaryota; Metazoa; Arthropoda; Insecta; Diptera; Drosophilidae.
GACGCCAAUAAUAGCAGUUGAACUGUAAUUUAACCGGAAACUUAACUGAAACAAUAUGACUGGCCGUGGUAAAGGUGGAAAAGGCUUGGGUAAAGGUGGCGCUAAGCGUCAUCGCAAGGUGUUGCGUGAUAAUAUCCAGGGAAUAACUAAGCCUGCUAUUCGCCGCUUGGCUCGUCGCGGUGGCGUCAAGCGCAUUUCGGGCUUGAUUUAUGAAGAAACCCGUGGCGUCUUGAAGGUUUUCUUGGAAAACGUCAUUCGCGAUGCUGUUACCUACACUGAGCACGCCAAGCGCAAGACGGUCACUGCUAUGGACGUUGUCUACGCCUUGAAACGCCAGGGACGCACUUUGUACGGAUUCGGCGGUUAAAUUCCCCCAUUGGGUCCUCAAGUAUAUAUCUCAACGCGCAGCGCCUGCAAAAUUAUGCAUAUACACAUAUAUGAGUAUUUUUAAUCUUUUCACUUAUAUCACACCUACUGGAAACUAAAUCAUAAACAUAUUUGAUGAAAUUAAACCUCCAUAAUUCCAAAAUUAUGGCACACAUAAGUGCAUAUCUAACGUACGUAUGCAUAUACGUGUAUAACUUCUAUAUUGGAAUACGUAGAACAAAUGUUGAAUUUCACAUACUAACUUAAAAAUAAACCAUUUCCUGAAGGCGCAAA